This is a messenger RNA of Exophiala bonariae, 960 nucleotides long. RefSeq lists its product as uncharacterized. The record is from RefSeq and is a predicted model, not a curated record. The transcript has 6 exons. NCBI's taxonomy places the organism in Eukaryota, Fungi, Ascomycota, Eurotiomycetes, Chaetothyriales, Herpotrichiellaceae. Bases 1 to 960 code for a protein of 319 amino acids.
AUGGUCAAGGUUGCUAUUGCAGGUGGCUCCGGCCAGGUUGCACGAGAAGUCAUCGACGCACUUAUUGCAACUAAGAAGCAUGAGAUCACUAUUCUAAGUCGGACGGAGGCUACUAGCAAGACCUUUCCACCGGCUGGAACGAAGUGGCAAGCAGUUGAUUACAGCGACAUACCCUCACUCACUGCAGCACUUCAAGGCACCCAUACAGUCUUAUCCUUCAUCCAGCUUCUCUCAGACCCGGAGCAGACAGCACAGAAGAAUCUCGUUGACGCUGCCGUCGGUGCCGGCGUCAAGCGGUUUGCACCAAGUGAAUAUGGAAGUAAGGGUACGGUUGACAUGCCAUGGUGGCAUGGGAAAGAAAUAGUCAGAGGCUACCUACGGGCCAUUAACGAAGAAGAGGAUGUUCUCGAAUAUACUUUGUUUCAGCCAGGCCUUUUUCUUGACUACACUGCUUUCCCCCACAAGACAUCCAAAUAUUUGGACCCCCUACAAACUGUCUGGGAUUUCAAGAACAGGCGUGCGAUCAUUGUGGAAGGAUACGAAGAGGCUGUUAUGACCUUGACCACUGUCGCAGACUUGGCUGCCAUUGUUGCUCUGGCGGUAGGAUAUGAAGGUCGAUGGCCGACAAACGGUGGCAUAAGAGGCAAUCGAGUCACUGUCUCACAAAUUGUUGAGAUUGGUGGCAGGGUCAGAGGCGCCCCCUUCGCGGUUGAAAAAGUCCGAUUGGACGAUCUCGAAGCUGGAGAGCUCAAGACCUCAUGGAAUCUCGAAGCAGUACAUCAUGCUGUUGCUCAGGAGGAUGCAGCUGCCCUUCUCAAGAUGGUAUCCAUUGGUGUCCUCACAAGUUGUACAAAAGGAGCUUGGGAUGUGUCUGACGAACUCAGCAGUCUCUUUCCAGACUAUCAAUCCACUUCAAUCGAGGACUUUCAUAGAGGAUUGUGGGAGGGUAAAAGAUCUUAG